GUCAAACGCCAGGCGCCUGCCGUAACGGUUCUUAUUUAUUUUAAAUUUCUUUUUAAUCCUCCGAAAUUUAUUUUUGUGCUUCCCCUAAUUUUCUUCGUUUUCAAUUUAACCUUUUCUCUUCAUAGAACUCUUGCGUCUUCCUCUAUAUUCUUCUUCUCUCUCGUCGGACGAUAAACCACCAUCGCCAGAAAAAACAAAAUUCAAAUCGACUUUGUUUGACGACUCUGAGAUUGCUUCGACGAAAUCGGAAACUACAUUCAUCCAUUCUCUGUUUGAUCGGUACAUUUUUCCACUGGGAUACAUAGUUUUUUGUUGGUUGUUGCUUACGAAACUAUAAGAAGGAGACGACUAUAUGGAUUCAAAUCAAUCAAAGCGAGGAGGUUCGGUGAAAUCUCCAUGUCAAACUCCACGUUCUACUGAUAAGUCGAAUCGAGAUCUCAGAGGACCUGACUCAAACUCGAAUUCAUUCAACAAGAAUGAGAAAGAAAAGGGUGUGAAUAUACAGGUUAUUGUUCGUUGCAGACCAUUUAACUUGGAGGAGACGAGGUUACAAACACCGGCGGUUCUUACUUGCAAUGACCGGAAAAAGGAAGUGGCGGUGGCACAGAACAUUGCUGGGAAGCAGAUUGAUAAAACGUUUUUGUUUGACAAGGUUUUUGGCCCAACGUCGCAACAAAAGGACCUGUAUCAUCAAGCAGUUUCUCCAAUUGUCUUUGAGGUUCUUGAUGGGUAUAACUGCACCAUUUUUGCAUACGGGCAAACAGGAACUGGGAAGACAUACACAAUGGAAGGAGGUGCAAGAAAAAAGAACGGUGAAAUCCCGAGUGAUGCAGGUGUAAUCCCUAGAGCAGUUAAGCAGAUAUUCGAUAUACUGGAAGCACAAAGCGCUGCUGAAUACAGUUUGAAAGUUUCGUUUCUUGAGCUCUACAAUGAAGAACUAACGGACCUUUUAGCUCCGGAAGAAACCAAAUUCACAGAUGAUAAAUCAAAGAAGCCUCUGGCACUUAUGGAAGAUGGGAAAGGCGGCGUUUUUGUCAGAGGGUUGGAGGAAGAAAUAGUGUCUACUGCUGAUGAGAUUUACAAAGUCUUGGAGAAAGGAUCAGCCAAGAGACGCACAGCAGAGACUUUCCUCAACAAGCAAAGUAGUAGAUCUCAUUCGAUCUUUUCGGUUACAAUCCACAUUAAGGAAUGUACUCCAGAAGGGGAAGAGAUUGUCAAAAGUGGGAAGCUGAAUCUUGUUGAUCUUGCUGGUUCAGAGAAUAUAUCACGGUCUGGUGCUCGAGAGGGUAGAGCCAGGGAAGCUGGAGAGAUCAACAAAAGUUUGCUCACGCUCGGACGUGUAAUAAAUGCUUUGGUUGAACACUCUGGUCAUAUUCCAUAUAGAGAAAGCAAGUUGACAAGAUUGUUGAGAGACUCUUUGGGAGGGAAAACAAAAACAUGCGUGAUUGCUACAGUUUCACCAUCUGUUCACUGCCUGGAAGAAACACUCAGCACACUUGAUUAUGCUCAUCGUGCGAAACACAUCAAAAAUAAACCAGAGGUUAACCAGAAGAUGAUGAAGUCAGCUAUAAUGAAAGAUCUGUAUGGAGAAAUUGAACGUUUGAAGCAAGAGGUUUAUGCCGCAAGGGAGAAAAAUGGAAUUUAUAUUCCAAAGGAGAGGUAUACUCAAGAAGAAGCCGAGAAAAAGGCUAUGACUGAAAAGAUAGAGCAAAUGGAAGAAGAAGGUGAAGCUAAAGACAAGCAAAUCGUUGAGCUUCAGGAGCUGUACAACUCGGAGCAGCUUGUAGCUGCUGGAUUGAGAGAGAAGCUUGAUAAGACUGAGAGAAAGCUUCGGGAAACUGAACAAGCAUUGUUAGAUCUCGAAGAGAAACAUAGACAAGCAGUUGCUACAAUUAAGGAAAAAGAAUACUUGAUAUCCAAUCUCCUCAAAUCUGAGAAAACACUUGUUGGUCGUGCUGUCGAGCUUCAGGCAGAGUUAGAAAAUGCAGCAUCUGAUGUUUCCAACUUGUUCGCCAAGAUUGAGAGGAAAGACAAAAUUGAAGACAGUAAUAGAUCCCUCAUCCAAGAGUUCCAGUCACAAUUGUUACAGCAACUCGAGCUCUUGAACAACAGUGUUGCAGGAUCAGUGAACCAACAGGAGAAACAGUUGCAAGACAUGGAAAAAGUUAUGGCAUUAUUCGUAUCUGCAAAGACAGAGGCUACUGAAACACUACGAGGAAGCUUAGCACAGUUGAAAGAAAAGUACAAUUCAGGGAUCAAGUCUUUAGAUGAUAUAUCAGAGAAUAUGGAUAAAGACAGCAAAUCGACUUUGAAUGACUUGAACUCGGAAGUGACAAAACAUUCAUGUGCACUUGAAGAUAUCUUUAAAGGAUUUACUUCAGAGGCUUACGCAUUACUUGAAGGACUUCAAGGUAGCCUUCACAACCAAGAGGAGAAGCUCUCUGCAUUCACACAGCAACAGCGAGAUCUUCAUUCUCGAUCAAUGGAGUCAGCUAAGUCUGUCUCCAUGGUGAUGUUAGACUUCUUCAAGACUCUUGACACGCAUGCCUCUAAGCUAACGAAGAUAGCAGAAGAUGCUCAAAACGUCAACGAGCAGAAACUAUCUGCUUUCACAAAGAAAUUCGAGGAAUCGAUUGUGAAUGAAGAGAAACAAAUGCUGGAGAAAGUUGCGGAGUUACUUGCGAGCUCACACGCAAGGAAGAAAGAGCUUGUUCAGAUUGCUGUGAAUGAUAUUCGAGAAGGUUCAUCUUCUCAAAACGGUGCGUUGCAGCAAGAAAUGUCUGCGAUGCAAGAGUCAGCUUCGUCUGUCAAACUCCAUUGGAACACUCACAUGGAACAAACGGAAUCUCAUCAUCUCGAUAACGUUUCUGCAGUUGAGGUCGCUAAGGAAGAUAUGCAGAAAACGCUUCUCAAAUGUUUGGAGGAUUCAAGAACCGGAACACAACAAUGGAAGACAGCUCAAGAAUCAUUGGUCGAUUUGGAAAAGAGGAAUGUUGCAACCGCAGAUUGUAUUAUCCGAGGAGCCAAAGAGAACAAUGAGAAGCUACGAGUUCAGUUUUCUUCAGCGGUCUCAACCACUUUACGAGACGCUGAUUCUGCAAACAGUGAUAUUCUCUCAUCCAUUGACCAUUCGUUACAACUCGAUAAAGAUGUAUCCACGGAUAUUAAUUCCACGAUCACUCCUUGUUCUGGAAACUUGAAAGAACUUAGAACUCAUCAUGAUGACAACGUUGUGGAAAUCAAACAGAACACAGGGAAGUGUCUUGGUCACGAGUAUAAGGUGGAUGAAGCAACAAGCUCAACGCCGAGGAAGAGACAGUACAACAUUCCGACGGUUGAUUCGAUCGAAGAGCUUAAAACGCCGUCGUUUGAGGAAUUGUUGAAGGCGUUUCGUGAUUCUUCUUCAUCAAAGUCGCCGAAACAAAUGCAGCAAUCUAACGGAGAAGCUAAACACGUUAGUAACGGAAGUGAUCGACCUCCGUUAACGGCCAUCAACUGAAGGAAAACGGAAAAGAGUGUGUACCGUGAGAUUUAUAGGAACACGGAAAAGAGUUUUUUUUGUAUAGAAACAAAUCUCUCCCAUUUGUUAUCGUUUUUUUUGAACCCACUCUUUAAUUAUUAUUUUUUUUUACGUUUUUAUAAUGAUAUAAGAGAUCAAAUUCCCAAAUUUGAUUUAUUUCACGAACUUCGAAGAA
Messenger RNA from Thlaspi arvense, 3695 nucleotides. NCBI's taxonomy places the organism in Eukaryota, Viridiplantae, Streptophyta, Magnoliopsida, Brassicales, Brassicaceae. The record is from the annotation of a GenBank genome assembly.